UUGUCAUCUUGUAUCUUCUUUUACUGACAACUGAAAGCUGAAUUUAAUCUUGUCAAACCAAAAGUAUAUGUUUUAUUUUAGAAGAAAAAAUUGAAAAUUGUGAGAAAUGGAUUUUCAAAAUAGACCAGGGGGUAAAACGGGAGGUGGUGGUGUCGCAUCAUGGUCAGAAACAAACAGAGAUCGCAGAGAAAGGUUAAGGCAGUUGGCAUUAGAAACUAUCGAUUUACAGAAAGAUCCGUAUUUUAUGAAAAAUCAUUUAGGUUCUUAUGAAUGUAAGCUCUGUCUGACACUACAUAACAACGAGGGUAGUUACUUGGCCCACACUCAAGGAAAAAAACAUCAAGCUAAUUUAGCAAGGCGUGCUGCGAAGGAAGCUAAGGAUGCUCCCACUCUUUUGCAACCGGAAAAGCCGAGGGUAGAACCAAAAAAGUUUGUGAAAAUUGGAAGGCCUGGCUACCGUGUAACAAAACAAAGAGAUCCAGAAACAGGCCAGCAAAGUCUGCUAUUUCAAAUAGAUUAUCCAGAAAUAAAUGAUAUGGUUUUGCCCCGUCAUCGCUUCAUGUCUGCUUAUGAACAGAAAAUCGAACCUCCAGAUCGCAAGUGGCAGUAUCUUCUGUUCGCUGCAGAACCAUACGAGACGAUAGCAUUUAAAGUGCCAAGCAGAGAGGUAGAGAAAACUGACAACAAAUUUUGGACCCAUUGGAACAAGGAUACUAAGCAAUUUUUCUUACAAUUUGCAUUCAAGAAUGAAAACAAGAGGACAGCAAAUACUGUAGUCCAGAGACAUGCGCCUUUAAUUGGAGGCGUUCCGCCUCCACCAAUGUUACCUGUUCCGCCACCACCGAGGCCACCUAUGUUUAACCCCAUACCUCCACCACCACCGCUAAUGAGGGCCGUGUUGCCCGUACCUCCUCCUCAUUAAUAUUAAAUAGUGAAAUGUCGUGUAACUUUUGUUUUCAUAAUGAAAAAUAAAGCAUUUUUAUACGUAGUUUAAAAAUAAAUAAAUCUUGUGGAAUAAG
This is a messenger RNA of Anoplophora glabripennis (Asian longhorned beetle), 1019 nucleotides long. It is a transcript of the gene Sf3a2, whose product is annotated as splicing factor 3A subunit 2. Gene Ontology annotation, biological process: spliceosomal complex assembly. Gene Ontology annotation, cellular component: catalytic step 2 spliceosome; U2 snRNP; nucleus. The transcript is spliced from 2 exons. The coding region runs from base 107 to 922 and encodes 271 amino acids. The record is from RefSeq and is a predicted model, not a curated record. Gene Ontology annotation, molecular function: nucleic acid binding; zinc ion binding. NCBI's taxonomy places the organism in Eukaryota, Metazoa, Arthropoda, Insecta, Coleoptera, Cerambycidae.